AUGGGCGAACCGAGGAUUAAGCGCGGUUUCAAGCCACAAGAAACGACCUAUGCUACGAUUGUUGUAUCUGUGGGAGAAAAACCGAAAGCUGAUGUUGAUGAGGUAGAAAAUGAGCCUGCAGCCGCAUCAGCUGGUGUGGAAGGAAAGAAGGAUGAACCAACAAAGGAGGUUCCGGAGGCUGAAAAGCUUCCAGAAGAACAGGAAGUUGACGAGGCUAAACGGAAGAAGAAAAUGAGUAAAGGCGAAAGUGGUGAGGAGAAGCCCAAAAAGAAGAGGAAAUCCAUUGAUGGUGGAGCUGAGCCAAGAUCGUCAGAGACUUUGCAAGAGGAAGAAGUCAAACCCAUUCAAGAAGUAAGGAAAGGAUCGCUUCCAGCAGAGCCUGCAAUCUUGACAGGAAAUGUUGUUUCUUUGAUAACUGGUGCCAAGCUACAGCUAUCGACUUCAGUUUCUCUAGACGCUCGUCAAUUCAAAACAGAGAAAUUUUGGUGGACGAAAGAUGGAAAACCCUUCUUAGAUGUGGAUGGAAUCACUCCUAGAAAGGCCAUAUAUACUUCCAAAUCAAAACCGAAACCACCAAGGUCCACAGACAUUGAACUGACUAAAAAAGAGCCUGCUACGGUCGAAGAUACAGCGACGUAUGUGUUAAUGGGCGAACCCAGAGUCAAGCGCGGCUUUAAGUCUCAAGAAACUACUUACGCUACAAUAAUUGUAAAAGUGUCGGACAACCCCCCAGCGAUCUCUGGAGAGAUCACAGAAGCAUCUUCUGAAAUUUCUGUCUCAAAUGAAUUGAGGGAAGAGGAGCAAAUCAAACCGGAACCUAUAGCUGUAACGGAAGAAAUGACGAUAAUAGAGGACGAAGAGAAACCUAAGGACAAUCAAGCCUACAAUCUGGUAGGAAAGGCAGCGGAGGCAGAUAUUAAGGAAAGGAAAGAAAAGAGAAAGAAGAAGUCGAAAUCUCGUGAAGGUGAGGGCGAGGAGGUGAAAAGGAAGUUUAAAAAGAAAAAGGCUUCAGAUGAGGAUGUAGAAAAGUUGGAAGAGGCCGCGCGUGUGGUAGAGAAGAUUGAAACUAAACCGAUUGAAACCGUGGAACUCCGCUGCAUUGAAGCCAAUGCAAAUAAACGUCUGGGACAUGAAAAGAUACCCAUUCCAUCUGGUGAACCCUUAUGUCUCACUGUCACUGGUAUUCCACCAGAGGUGCCUUCUGUUCUAUGGACCCUUAAUGGUCAGCCAGUUCGUUCUGGCAAACGAGUUCAACGUCUACUUGAGCCAAACCCUUUGGGCAAACGCUAUGAUGGCGAACUCAUGGCUCAGCUGUAUCUUGAUUCCACUGUCCUCCUUGAUUCUGGAGAUUACGAGAUAACAAUAGAACCUACUGACUUAUGCUCAAUCAAAGCGCAUCUUUCCAUCCCUGUGGAAAUCGUUCCAGCAAAGAAAGCACUAGCAGAGCGGCGCGGUCGGAUGGAGAACCAAGAGGGGGUUAAAGGAGAGGGGGAGAAUGUGAACGUUUUGCAAGUUCAACCAAAUCUCUGCCAGCCCUUGGGUUUUGCAGCAUGUGAGGGGCAGUCCAUAAGUCUUGUCGCAGAUCUCAGUGUGCCAGUUGACAAAGUUCCACCGGAAUCCGUUUCCUGGAGCCGCAAUGGCGUCCUUCUAUCACCAGAUGAUCCAUCGCAUGAUUUCUCCAUUCAAGCCUCGGAGAAGAAUCAGGACCACACUUCGGUGAUCCUGCACAAGCCCGCAGUAACUCUGGACGAUGUUGGAUUUUACUCAGUCACUUAUAAUCCUCUGCCAACAAUUAAGGAGGAGCCUCUUGCUGAGGCAGCAGAUGAGGAAGGCUAUGGAACCGGAUGGGAGGUUGACUUCCCAGAACUCCUGAUAUUUCCUGCUGAAACAGUCCCAUGUCCAGAUCUUUCCAAGACUCCAGUUUUCACCAAGGAGUUACCAAAAGAGAUUCGCGUGUCCGAGGGCGAUACCAUCACUUUGGAUGCAGAGAUUGCCAAACCUCUCCCCGGAUUAACCCCUAUAUGGUCAGUGAAUGGGCGCGAUAUCAACCCGUCCAGAACCUCAGAAUACGUGGUGUGGGAUAGUGGAAACUACUUUGCGUUGACUAUCCCUGCUGCUAGCAAGCAUCAUCUGGGUGAGUACGAGCUCAGAUUGUCUGCUAGACAGGGGAGGGAACCCGUGCUGACGUCGUGUCAUGUCAGAGGCAAGUCGGACUUCGGAGCUAUGCCCCAUGCCACACCGAAUCGAGCUACCUAUGUUUCUCACGGCAUUGCACCAAUGUUCACCAAAAAGCUUACAGAUUUGGACUGUUCUUCUGGUGAAACCAUGGAACUAACCUGUCGUGUCGUUGGUGAUCCCAUUCCACACUUUUUCUGGCGACACAAUGGAGAACUUGUGGAAUCUGACUAUCAUCACCGAGUUCGAAGCUAUGACAACACCUCCACACUGAAGAUCUUUUCCGUUGAACCUAGAGAUCGUGGAACUUAUAUCUGCAGUGCUGUUAACGAACUGGGAAAAACUCAGACCUCUGCAAAGAUUUCCGUUGAUGGCACGAAUGAACCUAUUGAGGAGACUGAGGUAGAAACAAGCAGAAUCCGGCCGCCACGAUAUGGUCUUCCUAGAACAGCUCCAGAAGGUCUAAUGGUUGAAAGCGCAACUCCAACCGAGCUGACGAUUCGUUGGAGUCCAGUGUCCCAAGAAGAACCUAGUGAUAUGGUCUACACCGUGGAAAUGUCCAAAGAUAACGGUUAUUUCUGGAGUCCUGUGCUUACUGGUCUACAAACCACUCGUGCCACCCUUCCACAUACCAUUGCUACACCUCUCCAGCCUAUUCAGUUGCGUGUCCACGCUGAAAAUGCUCUUGGAACGGGCCCGCCUUCUCAGCCCGUACUCAAAAUCCCACCUCGUGCCUGUGUGCCAAAUAUGACUGGCGUCAAACCUGUCAUCUCUAAUGUGGAUCUAACCUCAGUCAUGAUCACGUGGUCUGGUCCUUCUGGCGGAGCACCCUCCAACGUCUCCUACAUUGUAGAGGUGCGGGAGGGCACAAGAGGUGACUGGAAGCCAGUAGCCUCGGGGCUGAAAGAUAAAACUUACACCUAUCACUUAAAACCUGGAGUCUCUACACUGGUGCGUGUUCGGGCUUACAAUGAGUUUGGAACCUCUGAACCAUGCGCCACGGCCAUUGCUAACCUUCCAGUGGAGCACUUAAUUCCAGAUUUUGCGAUAGAUCCACCAUGGGUAUCCGUUAUUAGACCAGAUGUUAGUUGCUCCGAGAAGAGUGCUUAUCCAGGACUCAUGUUACAUUGGAAAGAGGCCUAUCUUCCGGAAUACUGCGACGACUGUGUCAGUGGCUUGAAACCCAUCUACACAUUAGAAUGGAAGAAGGGACGAACUGGACCCUGGCGUAUGGUAGACGACUGCAUUGUCGACACAACAGUCUACAAGCUUCCAGGAUAUAUCGUGCGAGCUGUUCAAGAGGCAUCUACUCCCACCUCACAGAGUCCGGAGAUUCGAGUUGUUUGUCGAAAUGACUACGGCUCGACCCUACCCACAAAAUCUCUGCGACUUACCAAUUUCGGUCUACCGAAACAAACAGACUCGGAGACAGAGAAACUAACUCGUUCGGGUGAAGCACUAUUCUCUCUUCCAAUAGUUGCGCCUUUAGAUGGUGAAGAAAGGUCUCCGCUGUGGCUCACCUCCACGGAUAUCGAGAAUGGAGUUAGUCUGAAAUGGGAUGAAACUUUUCGCUGUAGAGAUGGCAAUCUACAUGGCAAAUACCGUAUGGAAUAUGCUGUGAUGCCCAUCGGUUAUACUACUGAACCUGAAGGCUUGUGGGAGCCAGUUGGACCUCGGUCUCAACCUAUUCUCGGCGACUCUUACUGCCUAGAUCUACCUCUCCAUUCCUCUGCUGAACAACGGAUUAGGCUUCUAGCUCUGACGAACAAUGGUUCAGUUUUCGGGUGGUUGAAUGCCUACAGACAGGUGCGACUACCCUCGAAGCGCCAACUUCUUCCAUCGCCUGUGGAAGGUCUGCGAGCCCGUGUCUUCCAGCCGAAAGAAAAAGGCGAGGCCUUCUCUGUACGCCUUGACUGGAAUCAUUCCGGUCAAACCGAGGGAGAGAGAAUUUUGGAGGAACAGUUGGAGCCUGGGGUGUUUUUCACCCCACAGGUAAUUUCCUAUCGCGUGGAGGUUCAGGAGAACCAUGGAUUGUGGCGUGAAAUUGGCACUGUGAUAGGUUCCUCAAAAACGUUCUUUGAACACAAGACGCCGAUGGGCGGUGUCACUCUUCGAUACCGAGUCAUACCAAUCAAUCGAUUCGGUGAGGGACCGGAGGUAGAAGUGCCAGCUGUCCACAUUCCCAAACGGCUGUCAGAGCUUCAAGGCUGCGUGGAAGACUUGAAGGUUCUGAUAGUGGCCCCUCGUUCGGUUUUUCUGCGCUGGCGUCUAGGGGACGAAGCCAUCGACGCGUUGGAAUCGAUGGGACGUCGAGUAGUAUCUUCUUCUCCCACUGCGGCGCGUGGAAUGGGUGACAGCGGCUACGAGGAGAACGCAGAUUUACAUGGUCUUGUCCGUUACUGCGUGGAGCGUCGGGACGCCUUCUCCUCAGGCUGGUAUCCCGUGGCAACUGUCGAGAGUUUGCAGGAUGAGUUGACGGGCAAGGUGACACUGCGUGACUGUCCCAAGGAGAUGUACGGGAAUGAAUAUCGAGUCAUUGCCUUCCUGAACAAUCAGCCCUGUGCCCCGAGUAGACCUGUGAGGAUCAACGUAAAGACUGCUGAACUGGCACCCGAUCUCUCCUACCACAAGGCCAAGGUGGAUGUGAGCAAAGUGGAUGAGUAUCAAAUUUCCUAUCCUGAGGAGAAUCUGGGAGGUUUCUUUAGCAGUCAUGUCCUGGCCUCUACACUACCACAUAGUUUGGAAGAACACCUCACAUUUGAUAUUGAGGCUGUGUGUGGUAACAGGAAGGAAUGGGAGAAAAUUGCCACAGGACUUUCAUCACCUGUCUUCUCAUGGGAUAAAGUGAAUCCUCUUCUGCCUUAUUCUUUUCGCGUUGUUGGCCUAAAUCAGUUUGGUGUAGGUCUACCCUCUCGUGCAACUCACGUGGAUGCUCAAGUUGUGAUUCCUGAUCUUUCCUUUGUGGUUCCAACGGUGCGAGAGGCCAUGGGAAUUCUUGAGGGUCGUGAACCUCCGGAAAUGCGUUGGCAGACACCAAAGGUUUAUAAUCUCACUCAGACCUUGACGCCCUUCACUUAUGAAGUGCAGAUGCGUCGAGUGGCCUCUGGAAGUGCCUUAGAUGAGUGGGAGGUCUUUCGAGGGGGACUGAAGCAACCCCGAUGUUCCCUAGAGGGUCUAGAUCCUACGCAGGAGUAUGUGCUUCGUGUUGUAGCAGUGACUAACUUUGGUCGGGGUGAACCCAGUCAACCUACGAGGAAGCGGAAAUCACGGGCUAGAAACUCAAGUCAGUCUAUGGGCAACUACAGUAGCCUGAGCAGUUCCUACGACUCUAUACCACCGCAGUUUGAAAAUCCUUCGCCUGAAGUCGUCUACGUUCCGUGUGGUGGAGACUUGGACCUUCGAUGCACUCUCACUUCCAUCAACCUGAAGAAUCUGGUGCAGUUCAUCUGGUUCUUCAACUACCAGGAGAUUCCAGAUGUUCCCAAGCACGAGCAAUUUCCGUCGGGCUACUUCCAGCACGUGACUGGCGGUGGAAAGUCGGCCCAACUGCGACUCUUCGAUCUCGACGAACGCGACUUUGGAACAUACACUUGCAAGGCCGUUAACAAUUUCGGCACUACUGUUAAGGAGUUCCGAGUGGUUAGGGCCGACGCACCAGUGAUCACGGAAGUUCCUUUACCAAUAGUAACAUUGUCUGUGCACCAUACCCUUCUACUACCCUGCUGUGUUGACGCCGUGCCAGCGGCCAGAAUCACAUGGACUCGGGAUUCCAAGCGUCUUACUUCCUCGCACCGCACGUGGAUUGGUGGAGAGACGAGUUCUGUGGCUCAACUCGAUUUUUCCGCAAACGAAAGAGAAGCGGAACUCGGCGAGUUGACUGUAGACGCCUCCUUGCGUGUGGAGAGGUGCGUUUUUCAAGACGCGGGCCUCUACACGAUGAUCGCGGAGAAUCCUGCGGGAAGAGCUCAGACUAGUUGUAUCGUGAGGAUUGAAGAAAAACUGUCUCCACGAACGAUUACACCAAGAUGGUCAAAUAUAGAAAAGCACUACUUUGUUCUUCAUCAAAUAGCUACAGGCUCUUUCAGUCGCGCUCACUUGUUGAUCGACAAGAAGACAAGUCGGGAGUACGUGGGCAAGGCCUACGCACUGGUGGAUCCUAUGACCCGUGUGCUGGGUGCUCGAGAGUUUGAAUGUCUCAAUCGACUGCAUCACAAUAAUGUCGUAGAGAUGGUCGACGCUGUGGUCAGUGACGAUUAUCUCGUCCUAGUCACUGAGAGGCUAUCCGGAAAUCACUUGCUGGAAGAGAUCAUUUUGGGGCAUACUUGGACGGAGGCAGCUGCCACGAUGCUCAUCAAAGAACUCCUUGAAGCAGUGGCACAUGUUCAUGAGGAAGGCAUUGUCCAUCUCGACAUUCAGCCGGACAAUAUAAUCUUUCCACGAGGCACUUCUUCACGCACUGCUGGUCUGGAAGGGUUAAUGCAGGCGCUCAACAGUCUUUCCGUCGACACCGCAGGCGCUGGCGGCCGCAGUGACGUCGGUGUUGUCUCAUGCUUUGUCAAACUCACUGGUUUCUCAAUGGCUCAACCCAUAGGUCAACGUACUGCCCUUCAAAUGUCGAGCAUCAUGCCUCCUGCUCUCUGGUGUCCUGAUUUUGCUGCUCCAGAACUCCUUAGCAUCACCACCGCUUUGAGCACAGAAGACGACUCAAAAGUGUGCGUCGGAUUUGCUGCUGAUGUCUGGAGUAUCGGAGUCAUCGCUUAUCUUCUGCUCUUUGGAGAGCAUCCGGUCAUUCGUAAUGCAGAUGAGACAUUGAAAGUGGACGAUUUUGCUUCAAUAGGGGACGAAAUUGCUGAACUGAUGACUGCGUCAACCGAGGAGUUUGGAAAUGAUGUUUCACCAGAGGCGAUUGACUUUCUUUGUCAUCUGCUUGCUACUGAACCUUGCAAUCGGCCUACUGCUAAGGAGUGUUUACAACAUCCAUGGCUUGCAGAAGGUAGACGAAGUGCUCGCAAUCUGGAGAAUAGCCUCAACAGCCUCAAAGCCUACCAGCGCAUCUACCAAAAAAGGAAAACAACCCCAACGGGGAGCCUGUGCCGGGAGAGCUUCUUGCGUUUUGCUGGACGCGCGUGCAUUGAAGCGGUGCCAGGUAGAAGAUCUACGACACCGCCACCAUCGUCAGAAUCGCCGAUGUUGAUGGAGACGCAGAAGGAUUCCCCACAACUGCCACGGGCGUCUUCCAGUGAUGGUGGAUCUUCUGAACGAGGAUGUAGUAUUGAUAGAGAUUUGACGAGUCGAAUCACAACAUUGAUGGUUCCACCGGAGGAAAGAUUUGGUUUCACUGGGUCGGGCACUUCUUCGUUGAGGUCCUCGUUGCUCCAUUUGGACAUCGACGAAUACCAAAUAAACAAAUCACCGCUUGAGUCACCCUCACCACGCCUUGAUCCCUGGAGUAGCAGUCCCAGCCUUCUUUCUGCCGAUGACUCAUCCGAACCCAUUAAACGUCUCUGCGAUAACAUCUCUAAGAAACGUGACGAGCAGAUUCUCCCUGUGGAACCACACCUCUGUGAGGGUCCGUUGAAAUCCACUACAAAACUCGCUCCAAUCUUCUCCAACCCACUGCGUGACAGUCGCAUCGACCCACAGACGAACAGUGUUUUCUUUUCCUGCCAACUGGCUAGUCCCCCACGUCUGCCAGCUCCUGAACUCCUCUACCAACGCAACGAUGUGCGCGAAAAUCUUGAAGCUCUCGGAAUGGAAAGCUUUGCCCUUUGUGGAGGCGCUAUCAGUAGUGGUAGCGGUGGUGCUGGCAAUUAUAACAGUGGUAGUGUGGCAGCAGCGUGGUACCUUGCGGGUUGCCUGCUAUCAGAAGCACCGGGUGUCUCGCUAGGAGCUAGCUCUGAUGGUUGGCUCUGGCUGCGUCUUGACGAUGCGCAGCGUGGAAUGGCGGAAAAAGUAGUAGAGUGUGUGGUUCGAGCUAGAAAUGGAAAAGCAAAGACGAGAGCAAGAAUACUUCUGCCUGAACCGCCAUCACCUCCUGGUCGUCCAGGCAUCCUGCAGUCAGCCUCCACGGAGGUUCUCGUUGGCUGGACUUGUGGAAAUGAUGACAGUUGUGAGGACUUCAUCUACCGUGUAGAUGUCAAAUAUCCUGACGCCAAACCGGUUGCUUCAGCAUGGAGAACAGUAGGAUACUCCGUGGAUUGUCGUUUUCUCAUCUCCGGCCUGCAACCAGAACAGGCCUAUCGCGUGCGGGUGUGCGUCCGCAAUGCUGUUGGCUGGAGUGCCUACAGUAUCGCUUCCUCGGAGUUUCGUCUGCAUUCUGGUCAUGCUAGGACAUUGCCGUUGAUGGACAAGGAGCGCGAAUGGAUUCUUCGAUGGCGACAGGCCUCCCAUCCAUUCGGCCUCAGCGACCACCCCGAGGCAAUGUCGACAACUGCGUCAUCGAAGUCCGUCGGUGCCGAACAUGAGGCCUUCAGACGACCACCACCCUCUGGAGUCGUUAAGGAAAUGAUCCAGGCUGGGGGUCUGUUUCCCCAUAUGGAAGCCGUAAAGAUGCUUUGUCGAACAGAGGGUCUUAUUUCAAGAGGCACUUUUGGAAACAGUGCCCAGCUUAUGACGCUCAUCCGAUGUCAUCCAGCUCUCGUAGAACGGGGAGACUUGCCAAAUCAGCGACCAGAGAAGCAGCCACUUCGACUACCCGCUUUUCUCAUAGCCCGAAUUACACGGCUCACCGAUGCAUCAUUUGCGGAAUCAUUGGAAUCCCAAGCACGUCAACAGGCUCUCCUUCUCACCCUCCUUCGUUCGACGGCCACGACUCCAGCCUCUGGAGGAUUGGAAGGGGCUCCCCUCUUCACUCAACAAUUUGGCAUCCGCUCUCCCUGUCUUCUGCCACAAGGCAUCAGCCUUGGCUGGCUGGCUAACGACGCCGCCAGGCCAACAGUGGGGCUAGGGCUUGCAUCUUGGAUACCAGGAGGAGCGCUAUUAGAUGUCCUGUUAGCGCGUGGAGAGUUCACAGAAUUCAGCGUGGCGCGGUGGGUCUAUCAACUGCUUUGCGCACUCCGAUGGCUCCACAUAGCCUUUCAGGGACGAGUGCAUGGACGGGUGGACUUUGACAAAGUCCAGGCAGCUAGACGCACCUCGGCAUUACCCGAUAUUGUUUUGACUGGAGUGGAGCCCACAGAACCUUGGGAACGACGAGCCGACUGUUUCACUGCACCUGAAUUGGAUGACGGUGGGAAAUGCAGUGCCCUGUCUGAUCUUUGGAGUGUGGGCGCUUUCGCCUACAUUCUCCUCCUUGCCGAGAGUAUCUCCACCUCCCUCGCAGACCAUCAGGCCUCUCGAACGCCUACUCCUGCAGGUGAGAAAGCAAUGGAUGCGGUGGAGACGUCAAGACGGCUGCAAAAGAGAGUUUCCACAGUGUCACUGCCCGGUGGCUAUCGUCAUCUCGACCGGCCAGUAGUCAACCUAAAGGCCAUUAAACAUCUCUCUAAGUGGGGCAGAAGAUUUGUUUACAAUGCUCUGCAAUCGGAGCCCAUGAGCCGUGGGUCGCUGGAUUUUUGGCUCGAAAACGAUUGGUUUAGUCUACGACCGGAGGUAGUGAAACAACUUGCCAUGAAUACAAUUCCCUCCAAGUAUAUCCGUGCCUUUCGACCCUCAGAGAACCUCUACGGCGUCGUUCCGCUAUUCCCCGACGAGGCCGAUCCCCUUUCAACGGUGUAA
Messenger RNA from Echinococcus granulosus, 9891 nucleotides. Its product is annotated as Myosin light chain kinase, smooth muscle. The transcript has 31 exons. Gene Ontology annotation, molecular function: protein kinase activity; protein binding; ATP binding. Gene Ontology annotation, biological process: protein phosphorylation. The record is from RefSeq and is a predicted model, not a curated record. Lineage: Eukaryota; Metazoa; Platyhelminthes; Cestoda; Cyclophyllidea; Taeniidae. Bases 1 to 9891 code for a protein of 3296 amino acids.